AUGACUCCCCCGCCUAAUACCAAUGAUCCACCUGAAUAUCAAGGUCCUCUUACAAAGAUGGGAUUGAUUACAAAUAAUAAAAGAUUUCGUGGCGAUCGGCCAUCUCCAGGGCCCCACAGAUGCUAUUUACAUUACUUGGAUAUUUUUUAUGGGUUGACAUCAGAUCCGAUUGAAUUUCGAGAACCUUGCAUUGCUUUCUGGAAAUGUAUAAGGAGUGAAGAAGGGAAAGAACCACCUCGUUGGCAACCUUUCAAAGAACAACAAUUACAACAAACUGAAA
Dentiscutata heterogama is the source of this 280-nucleotide messenger RNA. Lineage: Eukaryota; Fungi; Glomeromycota; Glomeromycetes; Diversisporales; Gigasporaceae. The record is from the annotation of a GenBank genome assembly.